Messenger RNA from Acromyrmex echinatior (Panamanian leafcutter ant), 574 nucleotides. RefSeq lists its product as uncharacterized. The record is from RefSeq and is a predicted model, not a curated record. Lineage: Eukaryota; Metazoa; Arthropoda; Insecta; Hymenoptera; Formicidae.
GCAUAUAAAGACAGAAUCGGCGGGUCAGCAAAGAACAGUCCGAAGUUUUUCAGCGCACGUUUAGCAGCGAUAUUAACAUCAGCAAAAAUGAGAGAGACGCUCAUCCUCGUCCUCCUUUAUAUCGGACUAGCGGUGACAUCAGAUUUAUCAGGGUAUAAGCCCAGGGGUUGGCGUCCUAAUGGCCGGCAUUUUAAUCCCUACAACAAUCGAUUGCAUGCGUAUUACGAUGCUCCGGGAUUACAAAGCUACGGACCCCAGGAUACCGCAGCUAUCUAUCGCGACCCGUUACUCACCACGACCACGACUAUACGGCCACGAACCACCACUGUAAAAACCACGACAACACCUCGCAGCAGGGAACCCACGACAGCGCCGAACGAACAAUCCGAGGACGAUUUCGAGACGACGAAUCCGGCUCUAGCCAUCGCGAAUUCUUUCGCGUUUAAUCGGCCUGUAUAUGUCUACAAUACCUUUCCUUUUCUACCGGCUCAGAUUAUUGUAUAGAUAAUAAUACAAAAACGAAGAUUAUAUCUGUAUAGUGAAAUAGACAUUGAAUGAAUAAUGAAAAUUUUUA